GUGAUCGUGACGUCACUGUGUGAAGGCAGCCGGGAGGCGGACCUGAAGGAGGACGGUUCACCUAACUCUACAGCGUGUCUGAGCAAAAUGUAACAUGGAUGAGGAGAUCGCUGAAAGUUGGGAAGAAGCUGCUGAUAGUGGGGAAAUGGAAAAACGGUUGGAAGAGAAGCUAAGGAUCAGCCAGAAAGAAAAGGAUUCCAGCAAUUCUUCAAGAUCUCUGAAGAAAACCAUGGUAAUACAGGACGACUCCUUACCAGCUGCACCUCCACCCCAGAUACGCAUUUUGAAGCGGCCGGCGAGUAACGGUUCUCUGACCUCGGGCCCGAAUCAGAACAGGCCUACACCGCAGGUCAAAUCCCUGGCCCAGAGAGAAGCAGAGUAUGCCGAGGCCAGGAAGAGAAUACUGGGCAGCGCUUGCCCAGAGGAGACGCCUCAGGAUAAGCCCAACAUAGACAGACCAGGGCACAAUAACUCUACACUGCCUUCAGAGGACACCAGAUCAAACAGUCACACUGUCCGGCAGCCAACCGGCCCAGACGGUACCCAAGGGUUCCAACAGCACAGAUAAGUGCACCUAGAGGGCCCCCCAGCCCCUGAGGGAGAGAGAUAAAGGGUCUCUUGAGAGCAAAUGCAGUACUGUAUUCUUAAAAACGUCUUCCUUCAGUUCCCUACGUACACGGGGAUCUAUAAGUAAAGCAUCCUUGCUGUCGGCCUCUUUCACAGCCGUCUAGGACCGACAGGGAGCGAGGAACUCCAGGAAGAAGUCCAAUGAAAACAUGCUCUCAUCUCUCCCCACUUCAAUCUGUUUGGCACUGUGAUUAUGGACAUUUUCUGGACUCACUGUGAUGUUCCCCUUUAAGAAAAGCCCCUCACCUCCAUCUGUCUCCCCUCCGGUUCUAAGUGGCUUCGUCAGAGGAUGCCAAAAGGACAAACAGAAAGACUUAAACAGAGGAGGAAAAAUGAGGGGCCAUGUUAAAAUGAGAUGAGCUGGUACUUGUGCAGCAGCUUUCUCCCAGCAAUAAGACGUCACCUUUUUGUGUUUUUAAUUUUCAGUUGUUGGCUCACUAAAUUUUAAUCUCAACUUUCUCUCGCUUGUCUUUAUCAAAUCUAGGGUUGUUCUGAUAUCUAACAGGUAAAAGUAUGUCUCUCUCACACACACAUACACCGCAAGAAUCUGUUUAGAGCAGCUUUUUAUAUUGAGUUUGUUUUUUAAAAUAAACAUAGCAUUUGCUGUUUUUAAGAAAUAGGAAAUAUGUUUUCCACCUUUAUUUGGUGGCAAAAUCUGACAAUAUUACAUGUUGGGUUCUUUGUAUGGUUUAAACACCUGGAACUGCAGCUGGUGUCUAAAAUGCACACACUGCUAAUGAGUACUUGACUGAGAUUUUAGAUUUAUCAGGACAACCUAAUAUGUAAAUUGCCAUUUGUUUCUUAAAACAGGGGUUAGGAUUUAUGUGGAAGUUGUAUAUCUGACAAGGUAUGUUUACGGUUUUUUUUUGGUUUUUUUAAGCUUUCUGGCUGUCUUCCUUAGACUGUCAUUUUAUUUCUAUUUAAAAGUAAAGGCAAAAAAGAUGAGAUGUUGGAUUGAAGUCCAUUUUAAGUAGCUUUCCUGCAGUUUUUUCUUUAAGAAGAGGGCAGCAAUGUCAGAGCAGUAUUUUUUUAACUAAAAAAGAACCAAAAGCCCUUUUUUAAAAAUCAAAAACUAAUAAAACAACAACCUAAAAAUCAUUAUUUGAAGGUGAUGUUGGCAGCAAUUUAAAGAAGGGUCAGAUGGUGAAUUUACUGCUGUACCUCUCGAGCCUCACUGUCUUAACUCCACCUUGUUGGCGGCGUGCUUCUUUUCUUCAUACACCCCACUGAAGUACAGCAUGUAGGAACUCAGGUCAAGUGAAUGAGGCUGAAUGAAUGAAUAAGAUUGUAUUUUUCCAGCAGGGUUGAUUGCUCAUACAGCUAAUGUCCGUAUUUAAGUUUGGGUUGGCACUUAGAAACCGUGCUCUAUAAAUUGCAAUGUAACUGAAAUGAUGUCUAUGCCCCAAGGUGUAUGAAUGUUGGGUGUGUUUUGGUUUUUUUCCCCACCGUCAGCAUUUUAGUCACAAGAAUGGUGAGUAAUGGUCCACUGCUUAAAUGUAGCAGCUAGCUGCGAUCCAGAGAGCAGUUGCCUGUGUGGCUUUCAAAGACCAUUGUGUUCAAUAGAUUUUUUUUUUUUUUUUUUUUGGAAACAGAGGAGAUUUCAAAGCCAUAUUAAAUGGUGUGACAUAAACACAAAAAGUUCUUACAGUGGUUGAAUUCAGCUUGUGCCUCCUGUAUCACAUCUUUACUUCCUGGGUUUUUUUUUUGGUUGUGUUACUGUAUUUCAAGAAACUGAGGGUGAGUUCACAGUACUGGUAAGCGAUUUUUUUGUUCAGGAAUUCUAACGACAGAGCAGGAGACGGGUUUAGCCAAGUGCGAACACAAACUGCCUGUAAAUACUUUAAUAAAAUGAUUUGGGGAAAAAAAA
Messenger RNA from Pundamilia nyererei, 2494 nucleotides. It is a transcript of the gene szrd1, whose product is annotated as SUZ RNA binding domain containing 1. Lineage: Eukaryota; Metazoa; Chordata; Actinopteri; Cichliformes; Cichlidae. The record is from RefSeq and is a predicted model, not a curated record. The coding region runs from base 95 to 568 and encodes 157 amino acids. The transcript has 4 exons.